Molecule: messenger RNA, 6956 nt
Organism: Owenia fusiformis
Lineage: Eukaryota; Metazoa; Annelida; Polychaeta; Sabellida; Oweniidae
Source: the annotation of a GenBank genome assembly
AAAACAGAUGUGGCCUCAAAGCACCGGUAAACCAAGGACUAACUCGAUCUGGAACUGCGCAUUUUCUAGACCAAGUGCGGAAUGGGACAGGAUAUCUUGCUCUAAGAUAACUCGAGCUCUCUGCAAGAGAUCAUUAGUCAUUGGCCUAGGUAUCUGGACUGAAUGGGGAGAGUGUUCAAAUACAUGUGGAGAUGGAAAUAGGAUUCGUACUCGAAAAUACGAUAACCCAACACCAGCUGAUGGAGGGAAUGAUUGCAAUUACAACAAUGAUCUUAUGGAAACCGAGUUCUGUAAACUUAUAGAUUGUCCUGUUAAUGGAGGUCUUGGUGAAUGGGUAGCAUGGGGACAAUGUACAACCACAUGUGGAGAUGGAGAGAAAAUCCGCACCAGAGAAUGCAACAACCCUGCACCUGCUUAUGGAGGAACUGAAUGCUAUGUUAACGAUUUGACAGAGAGUAUGUCCUGUAAAGUACAAGGGUGUCUUGUAAAUGGAGGUGUUGGGCCUUGGACAGCAUGGGAACAAUGUUCUACCACCUGUGGAGAUGGUGAGAAAAUCCGCACCAGAGAAUGCAACAACCCUGCACCAGCUUAUGGAGGAGCUGAAUGCAGUGUCAACGAUUUGACAGAGAGCAUGUCCUGUAAAGUACAAGAGUGUCCUGUUAAUGGAGGUACCGGUCAUUGGACAGCAUGGGCACAAUGUUCUACCACGUGUGGAGAUGGAGAGAAAAUUCGCACCAGAGAAUGCAAUAACCCUGCACCAGCUUAUGGAGGAGCUAAAUGCUGUGUCAACGAUUUGACAGACAGCGAGCCCUGUAAAGUACAAGAGUGUCCUGUAAAUGGAGGACCUGGUCCCUGGACAGGAUGGGAACAAUGUUCUACCACCUGUGGAGAUGGUGAGAAAAUCCGCACCAGAGAAUGCAACAACCCUGCACCAGCUUAUGGAGGAGCUGAAUGCAGUGUCAACGAUUUGACAGAGAACAUGUCGUGUAAAGUACAAGAGUGUCCUGUAAAUGGAGGACCUGGUCCUUGGACAGCAUGGGAACAAUGUUCUACCACAUGUGGAGAUGGAGAGAAAAUUCGCACCAGAGAAUGCAACAACCCUGCACCUGCCUAUGGAGGAGCUGAAUGCAGUAUCCACGAUUUGAAAGAGAGGAUGUCCUGUAAAGUACAAGAGUGCCCUAUAAAUGGAGUACCUGGUCCCUGGAGAGCAUGGGAAGAAUGUUCUACCACCUGUGGAGAUGGUGAGAAAAUCCGCACCAGAGAAUGCAACAACCCUGCACCAGCUUAUGGAGGAGCUGAAUGCAGUGUCAACGAUUUGACAGAGAGUAUGUCCUGUAAAGUACAAGAGUGUCCUGUUAAUGGAGGUACUGGUUGUUGGACAGCAUGGGAACAAUGUUCUACCACAUGUGGAGAUGGAGAGAAAAUUCGCACCAGAGACUGCAACAACCCUGCACCAGCUUAUGGAGGAGCUGAAUGCAGUGUCAACGAUUUGACAGACAGCGAGCCCUGUAAAGUACAAGAGUGUCCUGUAAAUGGAGGACCUGGUCCUUGGACAGCAUGGGGGCAAUGUUCUACCACGUGCGGAGAUGGAGAGAAAAUCCGCAGCAGAGAGUGCAAUUAUCCUGCUCCAGCUUACGGAGGAGAUGAAUGCAAUACCACUGAUUUGACAGAGAGGAUGUCCUGUAAAGUUCAAGAGUGCCCUGUUAAUGGUGGUCCCAGCAUGUGGGAAGCAUGGGGGAAAUGUUCUGCAACUUGUGGAGAUGGUGAGAAAAUUCGCACCAGGGAAUGCAACAACCCUGCACCAGCAUAUGGAGGAGAUGAAUGCAAUGCCAAUCGUUUGACAGAGUCGGUGUUCUGCAACGUUCAAGAGUGUGUUGGAAACUGCACUAGGAAUCUAACAUUUACGAUGAUAGAUGACAGCACUUUGAUUCAGCCAUCAGUUUUCCAUGCAAGGGCAGCAUUACAUAUCACAGGAACUGCACAUCUAAGUCAUGACAGCGUAUCGUCUUUGACGACAUAUACAUGGCAAAUCAAUAUACUCAACGAUACACAUCCAUAUCCGAGCUCUGCAAAUGUGAUAUAUCCAAAUAAUACCGAUGUGUCGACAUAUGAAAAUCACUUGACCAUUCGAGCAAUGGGCCUAGAUUAUGGUGUAUAUUCGAUUACUAUGGGUGCAACAGCCAUGCAUACAGGAGUACAAGUCUGUAUGUUUUUCAAACGGGGCUAUAUCAAACUGGUGCCUGCCCCACUGAUUCCAAUUAUAAAAGGUGGGACAUCACGGUCAGUUAAUUCUAUGGACACGGUUUUCAUAGAUGGAAGUCUCUCAUAUGAUCCUGAUGAAGAUGUUCGCUAUGAAGAUGUGAUGAAAUUUGAGUGGUCGUGCAGCAGAUAUGAAGUAAAUUGUGAGCUUCCCGGGUUGAGUAACUGCACAGAAGAGGCGCUUAAUGGCUCCUGCAUAACUUGGUCCAGUGAUACGUCUCUUAUACUAACAGAUACCAACUUCACUGUACCUAACACAGCAUUGCUUGAGGAUAGCUCAUAUUUAUUCACUGUGACAGUCAGCAAGGCAAAACGAGACCCAGUCUCAUUUUCUCAGAUGAUCAUAGUUGUCCCUGCAGAGAAACCAAAUGUUCAUGUUUUGUGCCUUCAGAAUUGCAAGUACAAGGUGACUCCUAACAGCAAACUCUCCAUGGCAGCUCACUGUACAAACUGCCGAAGACAAAGUGAUCUCAGUUUUGAUUGGUCCAUAUUUUCUCUUGAUUGUGACUUCACAAUGGACUGGGCGACAAUGAGCUUAACGGGACAGUAUAAUCAAGCUGUGAGCAUCAGGUCAAACACCUUGCCUGGGGGAUGUAGCUUUAUACUCAUUGUUUCAGGUGUCAAAAAAGUGGGAAACAUUGAUUCUGGAUUUGCCUCAUUGAAGUUUACAACAAAUACGCCGCCCAUAGCUCCACAUAGGUCUUGUACAGUGUCUCCACCUAUAGGAGUUACUCUCGUGGAUGAGUUUGACAUUUACUGCGAUAAUUUUCAAGAUAAUGAUGACCCAGUAACUUAUGAGUUUUACUUUGCGACAGGGUUAGACCAAACAGGAGCAUUGCUGGCUAAUACAUAUAAGUCCGAGUUGUUAGGGGUACAGCUAGGCCCUGGAGACAGUGAACUAAACUAUACAGUGGAAAUACAUAUAUCUGCUACAGAUUAUUUUCGAGCUACAACUAUUGAAGUUGUUAAAUUGCAGGUGUACCCUUACCAUAUGAAGAACAUCGUUUACCCAGAAGCACCAAAUAAUAAAAAUGAAAUGAUGAAGAUGUUGACAAACCUUACUUUCGCAUCAGCCAGCAAAGAAAGCAAUUUAGACAGCAUGUUCGGCUCUGGGAACAUUCAAGCUGCCAGUCAAUUGGUUUUCACAGUGUCCACCAUAUUAAACGUGGAGUCACAUGAGAACACCACAAAUACAAACGUUACUUACCAUGAAACAAUGGCCAUGUUGGAGCAAAGAAGCCUGAUACGUAAUUCCAUUGUGACAUCACUGGCUAAUACUGGCGUAGAUGAUCUAACUGUUUUGAAACAGAAAGCAUGGGCCAUGCAUAGCAUAACAGUUGAAAGUGAAGAACUUACACCCACUACAAAGUCGACAGCAUCUCAUGCAUUUGAAGACAUGAGUAGGACACUAGUGUCUAAGUUGGAGGAUGAAGUAGAUGCCAGCUCUGAGAUCAUUGAAGACAUCGCAAGUCUUCUACUCUGUGGAGCUAGCAAUGUUAUGAAGUCUUCAUUGGAGGAUUCUCAACACAUAUCCGUCGAAAAUAACAGCUCUAUACCAAAACUGAAGGACACGAGGACGCAUGACCAGAUCAUUAGUCAGGCCAAGGAGAUCACAUAUGCAACAAUGAAUGUAUUGAAAGAUGUGUCUGAUGCUGUGCUGAAGAACAAGGUGGUCGGAGAAGAGCCAACUGUUAUACAGACAGAGACCCUUUCUAUGACAGUUAUAAAAAGUCAGUCAGAGUCUUUAGGUAAUCGUGAAAUGUCAGUGGGUUCAAAACUAGCCUCGGUGCUACUUCCAAGUGCACAUGCACUUAAAUUGGUACAGAAUGACACAACAGACAAAGAAGAUAUAUUUGAUGAUGUGUAUAACCUGUAUAUGUACCAGAUGAAAGAGAAUCCGUAUAACUGGCACCCCAGUGCUGAUAGUGUGAACACUGAUCUGAUGGGAAUUGUUCUUAAGGAUUCUCGAGGACAUGAAUUAAACGUGCAGAACUUAUCAGAGAAUAUAACAAUACACUUCCCGUCUAAAAAUAUACCUCAAAUGGAUAGAGUCCAACUUCCGGUGUCAAUGUCAGAAUUUAAAGAAAGAGAUAUACUCGUUGUUGAAUUUCAUGUUGAUGAGGGAAGUGCCGCCAUUAUAAAUGUUGAACCUGUCAUGGAAAAAAUUACUGUGAAGGUGCAUAUUAAAGAGGGUGAUAGACCAGAUAUGGAUGAUAUGAAUAGUAAUGCCACAAGGAUACCACAUGAUGCUGAGACACUUUAUCGUUCCAGAACUAAUAAAACAGCUCACCCUAAUGUUAUACAUGUGCCUAGAUCGAACCAUAACAGGUCGCUUUUUAUUGGUAUACUCCUUGAAAACACAAGUCCGGGAAAUGCUAAUGGAAUUCCUGAAAAUGAAACCUCGGCCCUUGUAGGGCUGGACAUUGGAAUUUAUACUUUAAACUGUCUGUUUUGGAAUGAGUCAUUGCAGGUGUGGAGUGAUGGCGGGUGUGGUGUGUCACCGUUAGCUACCCCGGGUGGUUUAUUUUGUGAUUGUAACCAUAUGACAACAUUUUCCGGUAGCAUCUCCGUGCUUCCAAAUGUUGUGUACCACCUCGGUCAUGAAAAUGUGUUCUUGCCCUCCUCAAAUAACCCGGUGACUGCCAGUGUCAUAUCAGCCGUAUGGCUCUUGUAUAUCAUACUUGUAGUAUAUGCAAAGCAAUAUGACAGGAAAGAUACUUUACAUAAAACUAGACUGGAAGACAAUAAUUCAUUGCAGCGUCAUUGUUAUCUUGUUACCAUAGUAACAGGUUGGCAACAGGAUGCAAGCACCAGCGCCAAUGUGUUUAUUCAACUGAAUGGAACAAAGGGAUCGAGUGAAUCCCAACAGUUGAAACGCAGAAAUAGGAAUGCAGAGUUGUUCAGAGCUGGAAAUGAGGAUUAUUUCCUAGUGACAACAAUAGGAAGUAUAGGCUUCCUUGAGUCUAUCACCAUCUGGCAUGACAGUACUGGAGAUUAUCCAAACUGGUAUCUCAAUGAAGUUAUUGUGAGAGAUCUACAGAAAGACCAAGCCUGGGAAUUCAUGUGUAAUAGAUGGAUGGCUGCAAAUCAGGAAGACUUUGCUACAUCAUACACAAUACGUGCAACGAACGAAAAACGUGUCCAACAAAUGUGGGAUUCAUUCAUAAGACGAAUCAGUAAGGUCAUGCUCGACAAUCAUCUAUGGUUGAGUAUAUUCUCUAAACCUCCAGAAAGUCACUUCACACGAGUACAGCGUACCACAUGUGUAUUCACAUUGAUAUUAAGUCAUAUGUUGACAAGAGUCUGUUUAUUUGGAAGACCUAAGGAUGACCCCGGAGAUCAAAAGCAGAUUGGGCCGAUUCAUUUCUCAUCAUCUGCUAUUGUAAUAGGCUUAUGGGGCAGUCUCCUUAUGUUCCCAGUAAUUUUGAUCAUCGAGCAGCUAUUUAGACAAACCAAGGCGAAACCUCGAACUUCUAAGAAUAAUGCUGACGAUGACAAUAUAUCUGCGGAUUUCAAUUCCGAGGAAGGUUAUGAAUCUAUGAAUACAACUCCUAGAAGUGAUUCCACUGAUUCUCCUGAACCUAUAGAUAAUAUAGUGAUUAGAUAUGAUGAAGCUGAACCUGUAUACAAACAAAACAGAAUGUUCUUUACGCCAAACCAAUCGACCGCAAAGCCUUUUAAAAUAGACUUAUCAGAGAUGACAAGAUCAGAUCCCAUAUUAGCAAAUGAAAGCUCACCCACAAUAAGGCCAUCACAGCCUAAUCCUGGCGUAGAAGAUACAAAAUCAACAACAAUUACGACAACAAUACCUGUGCAUAGAAGCGGGAAUGUUUUCUUGGAGACAUGGAAACAACAGGUUGACAAAGCUCUUGCAGGUGAAGGAUAUAGAAACAGUGACAUUGAACUUCAAGUGAAAAAGGAACAGCCAGUUGGGCUUCCGUGGUGGUUCAUGAUUAUCAAUUGGACAGUAAGCAUCCUAAUCUGCCUGCCGGCUUCCUACUUCGUCAUAUUAUAUGGUCUGAAGUAUAGCUGCCAGAUGAGCAUUGAGUGGGUUGUCUCAGUAUUGACCUCCAUCUUUACCAGUAUAUUGAUCAUGCAACCCCUCAAAGUGGUGGCCUUGGCAAUACUGCCUGCAUCGAUCUGUAAGAAGAAACAACAAAUUCAGGAGCGCAGAGACAAAAUUGACAUAAAAUCAGUUGAUGCUGCCGUUGCGCCACCUAUGGACAAUGGCAGUGAUAAUGAGAUAGAACAACUACAAAAGGAGAUAAUUCAGCUGAGAGAUGAAAAGAUUCGACUUAAAGAGGAGAAUAUCGAAGUCCAAGAGGUCAAUAUUCAACUUCAGAGGUUAAAUGUACAACAAGAAAAGAAAAUAAAUACAUUGGCGAGAAAAGUUUAUUCAAAACGAAAGAAAAACGAGGAUUAUCAAAGAGAACUUGGUAAUUCUGUUUAAAGGAACAAGAAGAGCCAUCUGAUUCAAAAUGAACGUUGAUUCUUCGCCUCCGCCUUCGUAGGUAUUGAAUCUAAACAUGGGGAGGUAAUUGCAUUUUUGCAGCAAGAUACAUGAUUUGAAAUGGAAAAAACUGAAAUAUAAGGCUUGAUCAGACAAAAUAAAGUAGAGAGCACUUCUACAUACAGGGUGUCAAAAGGUUAUCCCGUACCAGGACUAUAGUCCUGCGAACGUCUUGUUCUUUUGCUUG